Molecule: messenger RNA, 780 nt
Organism: Iphiclides podalirius (scarce swallowtail)
Lineage: Eukaryota; Metazoa; Arthropoda; Insecta; Lepidoptera; Papilionidae
Source: the annotation of a GenBank genome assembly
AUGUUCGAAGCACGUCUUCUCCGCAGCUCUAUUUUGAAGAAGGUUCUGGAGGCUAUAAAGGAUCUCCUAACACAAGCGACGUUCGAUUGUGAUGAUAAUGGAAUACAACUACAGGCAAUGGACAAUUCACAUGUGUCUUUAGUUUCACUUACUUUGCGAGCAGAUGGCUUUGAUAAAUACAGAUGCGACAGAAAUAUUUCUCUCGGCAUGAACUUGAGCAGCAUGUCGAAGAUUCUCAAAUGUGCAGGAGACAAGGACACAGUGACAAUGAAAGCGCAGGAUAAUGCUGACACUGUCACUUUUGUAUUUGAAAGCCCGAACCAAGAAAAAGUAUCAGAUUAUGAGAUGAAGCUUAUGAAUUUAGAUCUUGAACACUUGGGUAUUCCUGAAACUGAAUACAGCUGCACAAUUCGUUUGUCUAGUGCAGAGUUUGCCAGAAUCUGCCGUGACCUUUCUCAGUUUGGAGAGUCUAUGGUUAUCUCAUGUACCAAAGAAGGUGUUAGAUUCUCAGCAUCGGGUGAUAUUGGAUCAGCCAAUAUUGCAUUAGCACAAACAGCGUCAGUUGAUAAGGAAGAAGAGGCCGUCGUCAUUGAAAUGGAGGAACCUGUUACACUUACAUUCGCCUGUCAGUACCUAAACUACUUUACGAAGGCAACUUCAUUAAGCCCACAGGUUCAACUUUCCAUGUCUGCUGACGUUCCAUUAGUGGUUGAAUAUCGCAUUCCGGACAUUGGUCACAUCCGUUACUACUUGGCGCCAAAAAUUGAAGAAGAGGACGGU